Mesocestoides corti is the source of this 1089-nucleotide messenger RNA. NCBI's taxonomy places the organism in Eukaryota, Metazoa, Platyhelminthes, Cestoda, Cyclophyllidea, Mesocestoididae. The record is from the annotation of a GenBank genome assembly.
AUGAAAACGGAGGGGAUUUUCCGUGUAAAUGGAAGUGCAAAAGCAAUCGCCAACCUGCGGACUCAGUUUGAUAUCACCGCUGCGGACAAUCUGGAUGGAUCUUCACAAAACGACAUCCAUGCUAUUUGUGGUGUAUUCAAAUUAUUCCUAAGGGAGAUACCGGAGGGAAUCAUCCCAGAUUCAGCAACUAAACGCAUCGUUAAAGGCCUGCGACAACAGAGUCUUUCCAACCUCGCAACGACCUACUUCAUCACGCACUUCGACGUAAUCUUCUCUGACGAGGUGCCGGGUGUGGAAUCGAUCGACGGUAGCCAGGCACACCUCAUCUCAGCUACGAGUUUGAACAGUCUGCUUCAGAGGCAGAAGAAGCGGCGUCUGCCCCCGCGCCGGUCGGUGAUUGGCAUGGAGAUGCCGCGCUCUCGACCAAUCACGCCGCGUGGAGACGUCCUCUCUCCCGUCGUGUCGCCCGUCCUUGGCGCCGGCGUGUCUGCACACUCCACCAGCAGUCUGUCACUCUCGCCCGUGCACAAAUGGAUGUACUCGGACAACGAGGACAUGGAUCUGGGGUCUCACGGUGUGUUGGCACGCGAACUUGCCACCAUCAUGACGUCGAUAUCGAUUCCCUCGGUUGCGUCAGCGGAGAAAUUCUCUCCCUCCAACCCUCCAAUCUGCACACGACCCGUGGCGGAACGCCCCAACGCCACUCCGCCUCCCCCGCAGUCCCUAGCUGGUGUUGAUCUCGCCAAGUCCCUUCCCUCCCUCAUUCACCCGUCGGAGGCGUGUGGCGCCUGGCGUGGCCGACGUCGACGAAGUCCUGGCAACGCUGCGGACGAAGACGCCGAAGAGGCAAUGGAGGAAGAAGAAGAGUCCUCGGAGUCGUCAGCCAAUUCGCUGUUGGAGGGCCCCUUGGACACGAGUGGCUACCUGCACAAGCACUUCCACCACGACGCUCUCCCGCACCUCCUCACCGAGUCCAACACCGAGACAACACAGACGCUGACGCUCGAUGACGACUUCGACAGUGUCUGCCAGUCGUGCUUGUCUUCGGUGAGCUGGUCUUGCAUUCGACUUGUUCGAGUCGAUUUGUAG